Metschnikowia bicuspidata var. bicuspidata NRRL YB-4993 is the source of this 774-nucleotide messenger RNA. It is a transcript of the gene RPL29, whose product is annotated as 60S ribosomal protein eL29. Gene Ontology annotation, cellular component: cytosolic large ribosomal subunit; ribosome. Gene Ontology annotation, molecular function: structural constituent of ribosome. The coding region runs from base 316 to 501 and encodes 61 amino acids. The transcript has a single exon. Gene Ontology annotation, biological process: cytoplasmic translation. The record is from RefSeq and is a predicted model, not a curated record. NCBI's taxonomy places the organism in Eukaryota, Fungi, Ascomycota, Pichiomycetes, Serinales, Metschnikowiaceae.
UGUCCAAAUCGACGUGCUUGCUAGAGGUGCCGAUGGCAUGAAAUCCGGCUGUCAUGGAGCCAGCGGUAGUGUUCCUGUGAAAUAAAGACGUUUUUGUGGAUGUCGUCCAGAUUCAACAGAAAUCAACUGAUUCAACGAAAACCGCCUCAUCACAUCACAUGGCACCCCAUGCACAUGAUUCGUCAACCAUGCCAUUCCCAUUGUGACUCCACCAAAUGAAAGAAAGAAAGGUUCACUAGCUGCUAGGCGUAAAACUCGUGCAAUGCCAGACAAGCAAUGGAAGCUUUUCCAUGCGUAUACUAACCUCCAGUAACAAUGUCCAAGUCCAAGAACCACACCAACCACAACCAAAACAAGAAGGCCCACAAGAACGGUAUCAAGAAGCCUAAGACUUACAGAUACAGAACUUUGAAGAACGUCGACGCCAAGUUCAGAAGAAACCACAGAUACGCUUUGCAAGGUACCGCCAAGGCCGUUGCUGAGGGCAGAGGUGGAAACUAAAUGUUUUAGCCACGUGUGUAUUUGAAUCUUAAGCUUUAAAUGUUACUUUAAUUUAGAACGCUCCUUCGUAGACACCGUGUAUAUCCGGGAAAGCAUGGUUGCGUGCAUCUUCAGUCACUCGGGGCGCAUAAACAUUAUGUGGCUGGAAUUAGGAUUGGUUCGCGAUGAUAGAAGGCGAUUUGCUACGGGUGUCUGCCGUUUGAAAUUCGUGAAAUCAGCCGGAAUUGCAGAAUCAGAAUGAAUUACGGAAGAAGCAUGAAUUGCAGAAGCAGU